Messenger RNA from Acanthaster planci (crown-of-thorns starfish), 2853 nucleotides. RefSeq names its product metabotropic glutamate receptor 4-like. The record is from RefSeq and is a predicted model, not a curated record. Gene Ontology annotation, cellular component: membrane. NCBI's taxonomy places the organism in Eukaryota, Metazoa, Echinodermata, Asteroidea, Valvatida, Acanthasteridae. Gene Ontology annotation, biological process: G protein-coupled receptor signaling pathway. Gene Ontology annotation, molecular function: G protein-coupled receptor activity.
AUGUGCAGGGCAAACCUCUCCGAUGAGUUUCUCGUGUGGGAAGAGACCAUGAUCUUCGCCAUCCAGCAGGUGAACGGGCGGCUGGACAUCUUGCCGGACUUCAAACUGGGUUUUUACAUCCGCGACGACUGCGACAGUGAAGAUAUUGCACUGUGGAGUGCUUUGAAGAUUGCACAAGGGAGUCCUGCCGUGACACGGAAUGAGACAGACACGGGACAGGUCAUUGGAAUAGUCGGCCCAGCUAACAGCGCUCUCAGCAUCUACGUAGCUAAGGUAGGGUUUCUCAGUCAGCUACCGGUCAUAUCCGUCUACGGAACUAGCUCAGAACUCGGGAACUCCGACCGGUUUCCGUUCUUUCUACGGGCCGUGCCGCCGGACCAUUACCAAGUCGAAGCCAUUCUCGAUAUUCUGUUGGCCUUCGAUUGGGUUUACACGGCUCUGAUCUCCUCCAUGGACUCGUACGGCGUCAACGGCGGUACGGAACUACUCGCCCGCGCUUACGAGCGAGGGGUGUGCUUCGGGUUUUCGCAGCGCCUGCAGGUUCGGCCAUCCCGCGCCGAACUCGAAGCGCUCCUGGGGAAAAUCCGAGCACUGAAAGACUUGUCCGUUAUCGUCAUGUUCGCCCACUCCGACCUCGUCCUGGAAGUGCUGAGCGCCGUUUCAGACUCAAAUUUAGACCGGCAUAUCGUCUGGAUUGGUACCGACGCCUGGCCGCGGGGAUAUCUGACCGGCAACCCCGUCCUCGCUCCAGUUGCUGCUGGAAGCAUCCUGGUGCGUCUAUACAAAGCAGACGUCCCUGGUCUCCAUUGUUACAUGGUCUCUAAGGAUUCGCGAUUCACCGCAGUCAGUCUCUGGAUGCAAGAGUGGUUCGACUCCCACCCAGGUUGUACAAGCCUGAGCCAGUGUCCCGUUAAGGGUGAGGGGCAUGAUGUCGCCGUCGUCCACAGCGUCUACGCCUUUGCUUACGCGCUGGACGCCUACGUGAAUGCCGAGUGUCGAGGGUCGAGGGACUGCCCCGUAGACGGGAGGGUCCUGAUGGAUUAUCUGCACAAUGUCAGCUUCGAUGUGGGCCACGGGCAGUUUGCCUUCGACGGCGACGGGGAACCCACGGGCCGAUACCUGCUGAAGCAGAUUCAAUUUCGGGAUGGGAAGUACGCUCAGGUUGACAUUGGAGACUGGGACACUACCAUCCCUGAGAGGCAGAACCGCUUACGGUUGAACUAUUCCAGGCUGCAGUGGGAGAGCGGCUGGGACGGGCCGCCCAGUUCGGUCUGCGUAGAGCGGUGCAGCCCAGGAUCUGUCCCUGUGCCCCUGCCGUCCAGGUGCUGCACGGGUUGCACGCCGUGCCUUAGUGAGCAGAUCGUCAACGGCACCGACUGCCUCACCUGCCCGGAUCGCCAGACUCCCAGCGAGAACCGGUCGGUCUGCGAAGACAUCAUCCCACGUGGGGUCAGCUGGACGCACCCCAUAGUUCUGAUCACGGUACUCUUCGCCAGCCUGGGUGUGAUCUUGGUCGCUGUCACCAGUGCAGGACUGUUCUACUACCGGGACCAUGCGCUGAUCAAGGCCAGCAGCCGUGAGCUGACGGCAGUCAACAUUCUCGGCGUCACACUCACGUUCUCCACCAUAUUUUCUCUCUAUGCUUAUCCCACCGUCGCCUCCUGCGCGGUGACUGAAGUCAUGCUGUCCUGCUCCAUCGCCAUCCUCUUUGCCACGUCUUUCCUGAAGGCCAACCGCAUCUAUCGGGUUUUCAAAGCCGGCCGGAAGACGCUCAAGAAACCCCGACUGAUCUCACCGAAAUAUCAACUGGCCCUGGCGCUAUCAUUAAUAGGAAUUCAGGUGAGUAGGACGAAACAACUGGGCGUGACCAAACAAGACAAUUCAACGAGCUGCAACAAUCUCAUAAUAUCGGCCAUGGCUGCUUUGGUGAACCCACCUGAGCCCCAGGUCCACUCUUGGUAUCCCUGGGAACAAUUCUGUCCACUCAGCUACAACUUCCUGGUGUCCGGCUGCUACAACCUCGUGCUCAUUAUGCUCUGCUGCUACUUUGCAUUCAAGGCCCGAAAGGUGCCAGACAACUACAACGAGUCCAAGUUCAUCGCCAUCAGCGUAUACUCCAUGGUUCUCGUCUGCUUGGUAGCCGUGCCGGUCUACGUCACCGCCUACGAGAUGCUACUCAAGGUGGCCACUUGGUCGUUUGCUUUUAUCUCCAACGGCUAUCUGACCCUGGUCUUUAUGUACUUGCCUAAGCUGUGCAGAUGUCGGUUCGGGAAGCCCAACGGAUCGGAGACGAACGAGAGCCGCGGGACCAGACAAGACAGCGAGGCAUUCGGCAGGGGAGAUAAGCUUUUCAUUCGCACAUGUAAAGUCAGCUCGACCAUUCAAAAUCAGUCAACAACCUGAGGGUACGAAGUUUUUUUUUUUUUUUUUUUUUUGCAUGGUCGGCUGUUCUGCGUGUUUUUUUACAUUAAAUAUUUCAGCUUGGAGACGAAACUUAUUCGACAGUGUAAGGGGGAAACAGAUCAACACCAGCGCGUUGCCAUUUAAAUUGCUAAAUCCGUUUGUCCCCAUCAAAAUGCGAAAACUGGCGCGUUUCUUAAACUAUCAUACAGGUGAUUGCUAACCGUUUCUGUAAGUUCAUAAAAGCAAGGAGUUUUAUUUCAACGCACUUUAUUUAGUAAAGGUUAGAAAGUAAUGGCUGUAGUUGAGCAGAAUGCCGCGUAGAAAACCCAUCUUUCCCCGAGUGGAACAUCAUUUUGAAUGUUCUCUUCCGUUUCUUUUACUCUCAACCGGAGACUGUAGCAUAUUCUUGAUAAUGUAAGCCGCCUCUUCAGCAACGCGGGUGAUUCCCAA